CGUCCAAUUAACUCAAUUCAAUACAUAUCUCUCUAUCCGGGUCUUUUAUCUUUUCUCCUAUUCUACCAUUCUUCUUUUCUCCACACGAUGGUCGAACUCAGGAAACGCAAGGCGCCAGUCCCACUCCCCGUCACAGAGAAGAAGACCAAACAAGCUCCCAAGCCCCAACAAGUUGCAGAUAUUACCAAUAAUGAUACCGAAAAAAGCCCCGCGCCAAAUGUCCCUGAGGUGGAUGAUAUAAUCGACAUAGAAACAUUCGGUGGCGAGUUUGAAACCAAUGAGGGUGAAAAAACAACUUUGAAGAAGCUCCUCGAGGAGAGCAAGUCGGGCGUGGUUUUCUUUACUUACCCCAAAGCCUCAACACCUGGCUGUACCAAGCAAGCUUGCUUGUUCCGUGACAACUACACCCACCUGACUUCUACUGGUCUUUCCAUCUACGGUCUUUCAGGCGACUCCCCUAAGGCGAAUACUACGUUCAAGACACGACAAAACCUACCUUAUCCUCUUAUGUGUGACCCCAAAGCCACCCUUAUUGCCGCUAUUGGGUUCAAGAAGUCCCCCAAGGGUACUACGCGGGGUGUCUUUGCUGUGGAUAAGAAGGGUAAGGUCUUGCUUCGCGAGGCCGGUGGCCCAGAUGCGACUGUGGACGCCGUCCAAAAGAUUGUUGCCAACGCGCCUAGUGUGAAAGAUACCAAGGAGGAAGAUGAUGAAGCAAAGUAA
Molecule: messenger RNA, 720 nt
Organism: Penicillium coprophilum
Lineage: Eukaryota; Fungi; Ascomycota; Eurotiomycetes; Eurotiales; Aspergillaceae
Product: thioredoxin peroxidase DOT5
Exons: 2
Biological process (GO): cellular response to oxidative stress; cell redox homeostasis
Cellular component (GO): cytoplasm
Molecular function (GO): thioredoxin peroxidase activity
Source: RefSeq, a predicted model, not a curated record